Molecule: messenger RNA, 3399 nt
Organism: Diprion similis
Lineage: Eukaryota; Metazoa; Arthropoda; Insecta; Hymenoptera; Diprionidae
Exons: 10
Coding region: 658-3177 (839 amino acids)
Biological process (GO): engulfment of apoptotic cell; phosphatidylserine exposure on apoptotic cell surface; apoptotic process involved in development
Cellular component (GO): plasma membrane
Source: RefSeq, a predicted model, not a curated record
AUCGGUUUCGAUUUCUAAAGUACCGUACAAUUCGAAUGCCAACAUUUUCCGCGAUCGGCUAACUGAUGGAGAGUCAUCCAUACCUUUACCUAGAAAUCGCUGCUCUUACCGAUCGACCGAUUGUCAUGUUACCGACCGAUCGCCGAUGCUCUUGUGUCACUCCGAGGAUCGGUGUAUGCCUUUUUAUCAGUGUGCUCAGCGUGUUUAGAAAGAAAAGUAUCCACAUUCCUCGUGACUAGCGCUGCAGUAGAGCCUGUUGUUACUUUUGAUUUGUGAAUCAACAGGGAUGUACUCCAACAGGUAAUCUCAAGUGAUUUCUUUUUCGAUUUUCAUCAUUCGGCCGCAAUCGUGAGACAAUAAAUUUCCCAUUAAACACACUGGAAUCAAUUAACAAUAAAAAAAUGUGAAAACAACCGCGCCAAGUUGAAGUUCAAUAUAAAAUAGAUGUGAACAUAGAGAUAACUGGAAAUCAGGACGAAGAUAGAAGAAGACAUUCCACGCAUUCCAAAGCUGGACCAAGUCAACCAUCUACCACGUUAAAAAUGAUAUUUUUCUGCUCAGUUGCAAAUGAUACCUGAGGAAUAUGCCAAUGAAUAGUCAAGAAAUUGAAUCGUGAAAGACGUACCGAGGGUUACAAAUGGGCAAGAAAGGCCGAUUAUGGCCCAGCAGCAGCAACAGCAUCAGCACGAGUUUUUGCCGCUAUGCGACGUGCUGUUUAAUAUCAUCUCGCUGGCCUCUUACUUCUGUGAUGUUGUCUUUGACCUAGCAAUGGGCUAUGCUUUGGCUCAUCACGCUGCUGCACCAGCCUGUUUUUUUCCUCUCAGUAUUACUUUUGUCGUUACGUCACUUGUUGUGUCUCAGAUCAUUAGUGUUCGAUGGUACCUUUGGGGUGCUCGAGGUCAGCUAACUGCUGCCGGUACUGAUACCCCUGAUGAUCGUGGUAUUCAGAAGAAAGGUGGUUUGAUAGUGGGCUGUGUUUUGGUAUUACAUUCUAUGCAAGUUGGAGUCCUCUGGCGCUACUUCAAGCUGUUUAUUCCAGUUGAUCUCGCAUACGUAAAGCAUGAGGUUCGGGAGCUGUGUGUACUACGUCUGAUCCAUGCGUUCUGUGAGGCAGCGCCAAUGCUGCUCUUACAAUUGUAUCUAUUAUCGACUGGAAUAACUAGAGAGGAUGAUGCAAAAGAAGAAGAGGAAGGAGAAAAUGGGGGAAAAUUGGCUAAACUAACAGCCGUUUCGGCAGGAAUGUCUUUGUGGAGUGUUUGUUGGGCAGUUGCCAGUUUCAGUAAAGGGGCAGCCCGCUUACGGAAUUUGGAACGACUUGUGCUUACAUGGCUGGGCGUUUUAGCACAGUUAGCCUGGCGGCUUGGAACCGUUAGUGCCCGUGUUGGAGCACUUGUCGCAUAUGCAUCACUGUACGGAGGACAGUGGCUACUGGUUGUUCUUGCGCUUCAUUGGCUGUCAAUGCUCACUUGGUUGCUACUGACUCCUGACGGUCUAUUUCAUGGUGGAGAGCGUUUGCCACUACCACGAAAAGCCUUUCUCGCUACCCUACUCGCAUUUGUGUACGUUUUUGCCUAUGUCAACCUGCACGAAACAAAUCACCGACAAAAAAUGGUGAUAUUUUACACGGUUAUGUUCUUGGAAAACAGCCUACUGGUAGGGGUAUGGGCUGCCGGUUUCCAUCGAAGUAGUCUUCACCCAAAUCCGAUUACCUUGGCUCUCACACUUUUUGCUCUCUUUUUUGGAGGCCUGUUUUUCAUGGCGCUCUAUUACAGGUUUUUUCAUGUACGCAGACUCAGGUAUGAGGCUGGAGGCCGUAUGAAUUCAACAAAUGGUGUGGCCACUUUCUGUAAGCAGGAACAUAAUGAUGGAAAACAGAUGAAUUACUUGGAAGAGAAAAAGAAUAGUGUCGAAAUAGGGAUGAGGAGAGUGAAGUUGAGCAACGGGGGAAUUCCGGGAGUAUUUAAUUGCCGUUUUGCGAAUCCAACUGUGGCUAAUCCGAAUCGGAAAAAAAAAAAACCAACUACUUUUGUCCCUCCGCCUCCUCCUCCGCCACAACCAUUGUCUUUGGUGACAAACGGUAUGAGUGAACCACGCCCCAGGAUAAAUGGUAGCGCUGGAUCUCGGCAAUUGAUUCCGUUUUGGAGACGACCGCUGACAAUGGCUGUAACUCAGGCACACAAUCACCAGGACGGGCCAACUAGUGACACACAUGACAUAGAUGCUGGUGUCAGUUUAGGAGGAUCAAUGAGCAUGAAUCACAUCAGAGAGAAAUUGCAGGAAAAGAAGCAACAGCAACUGCGGGAAUUGAGAGCGAUUCAGGAAGAGAUUAGAUCAGGGAAGUUGGUACCACCCCCGUCGGCUUCCGCAUCUGCAUCUUCGUCAUCUCCUUUAGCAGCCAAUCAACAACCACCGCCAAAUGCUAAGCUGCACUCAUCUACUAGAGUUCCUUCGCCACAAUCCCCAUCUGACAUGAAUGAAAGCCUUACGCUAUCCUCUUGGCCACCGAUCAAAAUGCAUUGCCUCUCACCUCCUCCACCAGCUGCAUCUAUAUAUCAUCCGCCCAAUCCCUGGAAAGCUCCACAACGAGAGAGAGCUGUUACCCCAGAGAUUUUACUUGCUCCUCAAUGCUUACCACGUUAUCCGCAUUGGACACCCCCAGGGCAUCUUAGUCUUAGAUUGGGUUCAAAUCAAAACGAAGAGGAUGAAACUUGUAAAGAAGAUGGCGAGGUUCCUGUUGAGGGCGAGGGUGACAGUGAUGUGGAAGGCAGUCAGGUAUCGCUACCAAGAAGUUACACGCUUCCUAGGGAAUUUAAGUAUACUAAUGGGGUUGGUAUUGUCAAGGAUCGAGGAGAGCGAGAGUACAGAGGAAGUAACAAGCCACCACCGUCUCGGUAUUAUCUUCCCUCGACCAACAGCUCGGACGAUGGCGACGUGGAUAGCGCGGAUAAUGAGGAGGAAACAGAUUCUGAAUUGCGAAUACAUAGUAAUAACAACCGUGCUCACAACAAUAAUCGUCAACUACGCUUUCAGUCCGAUAGAACCAAUACUGUAGAACCCUCGACUCUAGUUCCUGCGAUUAUUGUUAAUACUUCUAAUUGUUACUUAAGCAGCCCAUAUGGUGCCCCUAGACCAAAUCAAUUACUUAGAGCUAAAGUUAAGCAUGAAACGAAGUUGUAAAUUAUAGAAUUUUUUUAAAUAUUUAAAUAAUAUUAUAUAUACAAGACAGAUACCAAUCCGUGUCUACAAAUAUCGUAACCCGGUGUCUUACUAACAAUGAGACUGAUGAGCGGACAUGACUGUCAAUUACAGAAUCGUGAAAACGAUCAAUUUCUUUCAAUAGUAAGACUGAGUUGAGUUUUUAAGCAUACACACUUGUACAAUGAAUUCACAGAGUGUGUA